This is a messenger RNA of Pteropus alecto (black flying fox), 1460 nucleotides long. RefSeq names its product single stranded DNA binding protein 4 (gene SSBP4). The coding region runs from base 353 to 1387 and encodes 344 amino acids. The record is from RefSeq and is a predicted model, not a curated record. Gene Ontology annotation, biological process: positive regulation of transcription by RNA polymerase II. Gene Ontology annotation, cellular component: nucleus. Gene Ontology annotation, molecular function: protein binding; single-stranded DNA binding. The transcript is spliced from 16 exons. Lineage: Eukaryota; Metazoa; Chordata; Mammalia; Chiroptera; Pteropodidae.
CGGGGGCGCGCGCGCGGCAGGAGGAGGGGGCGCGCGCUUCCCGGAACAGCCCGCGCAGAAGGAAGAGAGGAAGAAAAUAAACCCGUGGCUAAAGCUAGAGCUGCUGCCGCCGCUGCCGCCGCUGCGGCCGUGUGGAGCUCCCCCGCGCGGAUGAUGCCCGCGGUGCCCGCGCGGGGCUCCGGGCGUUGAGGCCCGAGGCGUGGGGUAGCUAUGGCUACGGCAAGCGCCGCCAGCGGCGCCGCCUGACAGGUGUGGGCCCUGGUGGCGGCGGCUUGGAGCAGCAUGUACGCCAAGGGGGGCAAGGGCUCGGCCGUGCCCUCCGACAGCCAGGCCCGCGAGAAGUUGGCACUGUAUGUGUAUGAGUACCUGCUGCAUGUUGGUGCCCAGAAGUCAGCCCAGACCUUUCUGUCUGAGAUCCGAUGGGAGAAGAACAUCACGCUGGGGGAGCCCCCAGGCUUCCUGCAUUCCUGGUGGUGUGUGUUCUGGGACUUGUACUGUGCAGCACCUGAUCGCAGAGAGGCAUGUGAGCACUCGAGUGAGGCCAAGGCCUUCCAGGACUACGCUACUUGAGGAGAGGAUGAAACACUGGGGCAGGAAGUGGCCUGACCAAGCCCUCAAGUCUCCCCUACCCCUCCAGAGUGCUGCAGCUGCCCCCAGCCCUGUGAUGGGGAGCAUGGGCCCCAACGAUGCAAUGGCAGCAGGUCCCAUGGCACCUGGCUUCUUCCAGGGCCCCCCUGGCUCCCAGCCGCCCUCCCACAACCUCAACGCCCCCAUGAUGGGGCCUCAUGUUCAGCCCUUCAUGUCACCGCGGUUCCCAGGGGGCCCCCGGCCCACCCUGCGGAUGCCGAGUCAGCCUCCUGUGGGCCUCCCUGGCUCCCAGCCCCUCCUCCCUGGCGCCAUGGACCCCUCCCCACGUGCUCAGGGGCAUCCGAGCAUGGGCCCAAUGCAGAGGGUGACUCCUCCACGGGGCAUGGCCAAUGUUGGGCCCCAGAGCUAUGGAGCUGGCAUGCGGCCCCCACCCAAUUCCCUCACUGGCCCAGGCCUGCCCACUAUGAACAUGGCUUCUGGAGUACGGGGCCCUUGGGCCAGCCCUAGUGGCAACUCAAUCCCUUAUUCCUCCUCGUCCCCCGGCAGCUACACGGGACCCCCAGGAGGAGGUGGGCCCCCUGGAACACCCAUCAUGCCCAGCCCUGGAGACUCCACCAACUCCAGCGAGAACAUGUACACCAUCAUGAACCCCAUGGGGCCGGGCACUGGCAGGGCUAAUUUCCCGCUCGGCCCCGGCUCCGAGGGCCCCAUGGCCGCUAUGAGUGCACUGGAACCUCAUCACGUGAACGGAUCCCUGGGCUCGGGCGACAUGGACGGGUUGCCAAAGGUGAGGGGCUGAACUCGGGUGGGGCGGGUCUUCGGGGCGGGCCGAGUAAGGGACCUGGCCAGCCGGCGGGAAUCGCACACUGACC